Ipomoea triloba (trilobed morning glory) is the source of this 855-nucleotide messenger RNA. Its product is annotated as germin-like protein subfamily 1 member 20. Gene Ontology annotation, cellular component: cell wall. Gene Ontology annotation, molecular function: manganese ion binding. Lineage: Eukaryota; Viridiplantae; Streptophyta; Magnoliopsida; Solanales; Convolvulaceae. Bases 68 to 751 code for a protein of 227 amino acids. The record is from RefSeq and is a predicted model, not a curated record. The transcript is spliced from 2 exons.
CCAUUUUGAAUCCGACAUAUCUUCUAAAAAAACUUAACAAAGCAUUUACAGAGAAAUAGGCACAAGAAUGGUGAGUCUCCAAAUGGCAUCCAUAGUCCUUUUGGCUUUACUAGCUUCGUCUGCUCGCGCAUAUGAUAACAACCCCUUGCAAGAUUUUUGUGUUGCCGAUCCCCAAGCUGCAGUGUUUGUGAAUGGGAAGCCUUGCAAGAACCCAAAACUUGUUGAAGCAAAUGAUUUCUACAAGCCUGCUGGGUUUAACACCCCUGUUGGAGGUGUAAAUCUGAGUUCUGUGGGACUGAUAACAAAGCUUCUAGAUGUAAACCAAUUCCCAGGGCUGAACACCAUGGGGUUGUCAAUUGCUCGUAUAGAUUUUGCACCCAAUGGCUUAAUCCCACUCCACACCCACCCUCGAGGCAGUGAGGUUGUGUAUGUUCUGGAAGGCACUGUUUACGUUGGCUUUGUCUCUUCAAAUCCACUCAACGGUCAAAAGAAUAAGCUUUUCUCCAAAAUUCUUAACCCUGGCGACGCCUUUAUUUUUCCCGUGGGACUCGUUCACUUCCUCUACAACGUUGGGCGCACCAAAGCUUUAGUGUUUGCCGCUUUCAGUAGCCAAAAUCCAGGAUUUGUGUCCCUCGCUAAUUCUGCCUUUGGAUCUGCCCCGCCAAUUUCGCAGGAUGUUCUCACCAAAGUAUUCCGCCUCGACAAACAAGUCAUCACCUAUCUUCAAUCACAGAUCUGGCCUUUUAUCUAACAAUCGGCUUCUGUGCUAUUAUUGCUUAAUAUAAUGUUUGAGUUGUAUGCGGUUUGACAUAAAGUAUACUAUUAAAUAAUAAGAACUUUAUUGUGGUAUGAAAA